Molecule: messenger RNA, 858 nt
Organism: Rhizoctonia solani
Lineage: Eukaryota; Fungi; Basidiomycota; Agaricomycetes; Cantharellales; Ceratobasidiaceae
Product: maintenance of mitochondrial morphology protein 1
Exons: 5
Coding region: 1-858 (285 amino acids)
Biological process (GO): phospholipid transport
Cellular component (GO): endoplasmic reticulum; ERMES complex
Molecular function (GO): lipid binding
Source: RefSeq, a predicted model, not a curated record
AUGUCGUUGUUUUCGUUGACACCUACGUUUACCCAAGGCCUUGUCGUCGGACAACUGUCGAUUCUGCUAUUACUGGGGGUUAUCAUUCGACAUUUGUUCUUGGACUCGGGCAAGACUCAGCCUGUGCAUACCCCUGCUCCAUUGCCAGUUCGACCACCACCCCAAGAAUCGGAAAAGGCCAAGAUCGAGGAGGGGGACUGGAGGACCGGAGACGCGGAAACUGCAGAAUGGUUCAAUUUGCUGCUGAACUUGUGCGUACAAACCUACCGUGAAGAGUUGAAGGGAAACUUGCAGGGAGGUGCCGGGGACGAGGCUGCACGGGCCAGAAUCGAAAAAUGGGCAAACGCAACGUUGCAAUCCGAUAUUAUGGACAACAUCAUUAUUCAUUCUGUUGAUUUGGGAACGAGUGCGCCAAGGAUUAGCGAGGCGAGACUUGUUCCGGAUCUGAAUGACCCGAAUGGAUUUGUCGCAGAAUGUAAUUUGAGUUACAUUGAUUCGGUAUCGGUCUCACUUUCGACAUCUGUGUUGUUUAAUUAUCCGAUGCCGAUGUUUGCGCGACUUCCCGUAUCUUUGACACUAUCUCUAUCAUUGUUCUCCGGCAACGCCACGAUAAAGCCACCCUCCCCUACCGCAAUUGCUCCCUCGGUCACACUUACCUUAUCCCCACACUUUCACCUUGAGCUACGCACGACCUCUCUCCUCGGCUCGCGAGCCAAACUCGCCGAUGUGCCCAAAAUUCACCAGAUGAUUGAAGAGCGUAUCAAGCGCGCCAUAUCGGACCGCGCAACGUGGAAAUUUAUGCUCCCUGGUCUGGCAGCGCGUACGGCUCGAGAAGGGAUCCCUGACACACUCAUAUAG